CCCGCGGAGCGGCGGAGGUGCGGUGGCCCAUCCCGGCCGGUCCCUGCGCGGGAAGCGCUAGCGCAGGGCUUGCUCGCAGCCCUCUGCGCUCCCGCCGCUGAGUUAACCUGCCCCGGAGCUGAGACGACCUGAGAUCGGUCGUCGGAUUGAGUGCCCUUCUGGGAGGGGACUUGGUCCUCGUGGCCGCCAGGUGUUGUCCUUUGUAUACACCUACCCACUCCGAGCUUCAGUUUUCCUAGUGGGAAAUCGCUUUCCUCAUCAGGUUAGCCAGGAGUUUUCUGCCGCUCGUGUGCCCUCCCCCCAACACCUGUUUUAUCCCCGUCCCAGGAGUGUUAUACUUAACUAUGAACUUCUCUACUAGAUGAUUCAUCCUGAGACGAGCCUCAGUUCCAAAUAGACAAGUUUAGUGUCAUUGACAACUUCCUGUAUAUUGAAGGCACAAGUCAGUGCUUGAUUUUUUCACUAAUGGAUGCCCAGUGCCUAGAUCACGUUGGUGCUUCAGAAACGCUAUGUAAGAGGAAACGGAGAUUGGGGCUGUAGCAGAAGUAGCCCGAAGGGACCCUUUGCAGGUGUGGACGUAGAGAGCACGGGCCCGGGAAGCAGCCAUGCCUGCGGAAGGAGGGAAGACGGACAUGGAGAGGAUCGGCCUCUUCAGUGAGAUGAGCUAUGUCACCGUCGGCGACAAAUACGAGUCUCCAUUUAAUCGACCCUUCAAUGAAGCUGCCAGCAGGAAAAGGCAGAUGCUGCCCGGGGGGUCGAAAGUAAUGUCCAGUCUCCAGGCUGGCUAUUUUGAUCCCCAUUUUGUGAGGGUUUUUGAGGGUGAAGGCUACGUCAGUCUGAAUCAAGUGCGGAGACGGAACAUGAUGGAAGAAGCCAAAAAAAAUCUAGGCAAAGCCUUCCUGCCUAGUAACGGAGAUAAGAAACCAUGUGGCGUGGGGAGCUACUACGGAACCAUAGGGGGUCCGGUCCCCUUCUUCAGCGCGCAGGCCAGGCCCAGAGAGAAGUACGAGGUGCCCGGGAAGAAUCUAUACACAAACCCGGGGAAGAAAGGCACCGGAUAUGGCUAUGCCAAUGUCACGAUAGGGAAACAGCCCUCACACUCGGCUGAUUUCUACGAUGCAGCAAAACAAAAUUUUAAGAAACAGAAUGAAGAGCAUCAUCAUCUACUUAAAGGGGCGCCUUUCAAGCUGAAUCUUUACCCGAGAGAAUAUUUUGAUACCAAUCCUUACUUUUUGGAGAAGCCUCUGCCACCGAUUAAGAAGGCAGAGACGAAAGCAGCACCCGGGGGCCCUUUUAAACCCCCUUCUCCUGGUAAAAAGGCUGGUGGAAUGAAGGCAGGCACAUUUGACCCUUACCCUUCACAUUCUGCUGACCCUUACGCGGCUAAGCUGACAAAGCAGACUUUGGGCCAAGGCGCUAAGAUUUUCCACCCACCGGGUGGACCAAAGAGCAGGCCGAUUCAAAGCAUAAUGACUUUGAAUGUCAAAAAGGCACUAAAUAUGAAGAACUACAAGACUGCUUCAGUUCAGUCCUAUUAGCAUCUGGAAGACAAAGAGCUUUCUAGAUCCUGACUACCAGUAACUCUUUAUCAAGUGCUAACUAUUUGGAAAAAAUAUAAGAUGUUGCGGGACAGAGAGCUCAAGCAUUUAUGACAAAUUUAAUCCUCCUACUCGAAUACUCUUCUUUUAGUACUACUGAAUAAAUAGU
Molecule: messenger RNA, 1707 nt
Organism: Phyllostomus hastatus (greater spear-nosed bat)
Lineage: Eukaryota; Metazoa; Chordata; Mammalia; Chiroptera; Phyllostomidae
Gene: CFAP96
Product: chromosome unknown C4orf47 homolog
Exons: 9
Coding region: 606-1538 (310 amino acids)
Cellular component (GO): centrosome
Source: RefSeq, a predicted model, not a curated record